Messenger RNA from Anopheles moucheti, 1551 nucleotides. RefSeq lists its product as uncharacterized. The coding region runs from base 427 to 1476 and encodes 349 amino acids. The record is from RefSeq and is a predicted model, not a curated record. The transcript is spliced from 4 exons. Gene Ontology annotation, biological process: purine ribonucleoside salvage. Gene Ontology annotation, cellular component: nucleus; cytosol. Gene Ontology annotation, molecular function: adenosine kinase activity. NCBI's taxonomy places the organism in Eukaryota, Metazoa, Arthropoda, Insecta, Diptera, Culicidae.
GCAUAAAAUGGUUAAAAAAUUCCGCCACAUUUAACAAGCGAACACAGGAAACAAAACAACCGUUUUGUUUGUCGUUGUCAGCCGGUCUCUGAAUCUGCCACUUCACUAUCAUCUGCUGGCCAUGCGAUAGAUUAGGAAGGGAGAAAAGCCACUAAUCCAAUUCCAUCAACCGACCGAGAUGGUGCAACGGUUCUAGCACGCGCACACCAUAUCCGGCAGUUAUUGAGUGCGGUUGACUUAUUAAUAGUGCGCUAUUUCUUCGCUCGACAGCUUCUAAUACCGCUUGACGAGGGAUCGACAAAACCCGGGAAGUUUCGGUUAUAUUAGCCACAUUGUUUCCUUUACACCGGCAGGGGGAUCGAUUGAAUUGUUGCUACAUUGUCGUAUUGCUGUUGCGAUUUCAAGUUGCUUUUUAUAUAAUCAACAAUGGAGAGUCUCAGGGAUGGUACGCUUGUGGGACUCGGUAACCCACUGCUGGACAUUUCGGCCGUGGUUGAGAAAGAUCUACUGAGCAAGUACGACAUGCAACCGAACAAUGCGAUACUGGCCGAACCGAAACACAUGCCAAUCUAUCAGGAGUUGAUAGAGCAGUACCAGGCCGAGUACAUUGCCGGUGGUAGCGUGCAGAAUUCGCUACGCGUUGCCCAGUGGAUCCUGCGAAGGCCUCGUACGGCCGUAUUUUUUGGCUGCGUCGGUCAGGAUGAGUACGCUCGCAUUCUUGAGGAGCGUGCCAAGGCCAAUGGAGUAAACGUGCAAUAUCAACGGUCAUCGACCAAUCCGACCGGAACGUGUGCCGUGCUGAUAACGGGCACACAGCGUAGCCUUUGUGCCAAUCUGGCCGCCGCAAAUGAUUUCACCCCGGAGCAUUUACAAAGCCCGGCCAACCAGGCGUACCUCCAGGGAGCGCAGUUCUUCUACGUGUCGGGCUUUUUCUUUACGGUUAGCUUCGAAAGUGCGCUCAGCGUAGCGAAGCAGGCGGCCGCCAGUGGGCGAAUGUUUAUGAUGAAUCUUAGCGCACCGUUUGUGCCACAGUUUUACAAGAACAAUCUUGAGGAAAUAUUUCCCUUUGUCGAUGUGCUGUUUGGCAAUGAGACGGAAGCGGUAGCAUUGGCGAAAGAGUUCAACUACGGUACGGAAGAUUUGCGAGCAAUCGGGAAACGAAUUGCGGCACUACCGAAGGAAAACGACAAACGCAAACGUGUGGUAAUUAUUACGCAAGGAAGCGAUCCGGUGCUGCUGAUCGAGAGCGGCACCGACAACAUUCGUGAGUUCCCGGUUCAAAAACUCGCGCCGGAAGAAAUGGUCGACACGAACGGUGCGGGCGAUGCUUUCGUCGGGGGCUUUCUGGCGCAACUGCUGCAAGGUUGCAGUGUCGAUGUGUGCAUCCGUUGUGGCAUUUGGGCAGCGCGGGAAAUUAUCCAACGGUCCGGCUGCACGUUCGAUGGAGUUCCAUCAUUCUGUGCCACGAAAAAUUGAGGCAGUGAUUGUCCCGCAAUAAUACCAAAAGGUCAGGGGAAAAGGUUAACAAACAACCCACUCGAAUACAUUAAA